GGACCUGCAGAGCCUGUCCUGGCCUUGGAGGGGGGAGACACUGAGAUGUCCUGUCACCUGAACCCUAAGAAAAGUGCUGAGUUUAUGGAGCUCAGUUUUCUGUGAUUGGACCUGCAGAGCCUGUCCUGGCCUUGGAGGGGGGAGACACUGAGAUGUCCUGUCACCUGAAUCCUAAGAAAAGUGCUGAGUUUAUGGAGGUGAGGUGGUUCCUAUUCCAGCCUUCUAAUGUCGUGCACCUGUACGAUAGUGGAGUUGAGCUGUUUGGAGAACAGAUGCUCAUCGCUGGGGGUCUUUAUCUCAUCUGGAAACACCCCAGGGACAAAGAGAAAUUCCUAUUGGAGCUCAGGCAGACACUGGAAGAAUUAUGCUGCAGUAAGUGACCCUAACAUGCUCUGUGAUAACUGGUCCCUCCCACUUCGGAGGUCCAAGCCCUCCUUGGCUUCUGCCCUGACCCCCAGACCCAGGGUCCCUUCCAGAACCCUCUGCGGCCUCUUCACCCUCCAUUCAUUCAUUCAUUGAUUGAAGUGUAUUUUUUGAGCGCUCA
This is a messenger RNA of Ornithorhynchus anatinus (platypus), 544 nucleotides long. Its product is annotated as selection and upkeep of intraepithelial T-cells protein 1-like. The coding region runs from base 153 to 380 and encodes 75 amino acids. NCBI's taxonomy places the organism in Eukaryota, Metazoa, Chordata, Mammalia, Monotremata, Ornithorhynchidae. The transcript is spliced from 4 exons. The record is from RefSeq and is a predicted model, not a curated record.